Nanorana parkeri is the source of this 1170-nucleotide messenger RNA. RefSeq names its product poly(rC) binding protein 3 (gene PCBP3). The record is from RefSeq and is a predicted model, not a curated record. Gene Ontology annotation, cellular component: cytoplasm; nucleus. Lineage: Eukaryota; Metazoa; Chordata; Amphibia; Anura; Dicroglossidae. The transcript is spliced from 13 exons. Gene Ontology annotation, biological process: regulation of gene expression; regulation of RNA metabolic process. The coding region runs from base 1 to 1086 and encodes 361 amino acids. Gene Ontology annotation, molecular function: mRNA binding.
AUGGAGUCCAAAGUGUCAGAAGGGGGUUUAAAUGUCACAUUGACAAUUCGUCUUCUAAUGCAUGGAAAGGAAGUUGGAAGCAUAAUUGGAAAAAAAGGAGAAACUGUGAAGAAAAUGAGGGAAGAGAGUGGAGCUCGAAUUAACAUUUCGGAAGGGAACUGUCCAGAAAGGAUUGUUACAAUAACUGGACCAACAGAUGCUAUAUUCAAGGCCUUUGCCAUGAUUGCUUAUAAAUUCGAAGAGGAUAUCAUAAAUUCAAUGAGUAACAGCACUGCAACCAGCAAACCACCAGUCACUUUAAGGCUUGUGGUACCAGCAAGCCAGUGUGGUUCCUUGAUUGGAAAAGGUGGCUCCAAGAUCAAAGAGAUCAGAGAGUCUACAGGUGCUCAAGUGCAGGUAGCAGGAGAUAUGCUGCCAAACUCCACAGAGAGGGCAGUAACCAUUUCGGGUACCCCUGAUGCCAUCAUCCAGUGUGUGAAGCAGAUAUGUGUGGUGAUGCUGGAGUCCCCACCGAAAGGUGCCACAAUCCCUUACCGUCCAAAACCCGCCUCCGCCCCUGUCAUUUUUGCAGGUGGUCAGGUAAGAGCGGACCCGCUGGGUGCCUCCACUGCCAACCUCAGCCUAUUGCUGCAGCACCAGCCUCUGCCCGCCUAUUCCAUCCAAGGACAAUACGCAAUCCCUCACCCUGAUUUGACCAAGCUCCACCAGUUGGCCAUGCAGCAAACCCCCUUUACUCCCCUCGGACAGACCACCCCUGCUUUCCCUGGAGAAAAGCUGCCCUUACAUUCCUCUGAAGAAGCUCAAAACUUGAUGGGACAGCCUACAGGUAUGGAUGCCAGUCCCCAGGCCAGUACUCAUGAACUCACCAUACCAAAUGAUCUAAUAGGUUGCAUCAUCGGACGCCAAGGGACCAAAAUCAAUGAAAUUCGACAGAUGUCUGGAGCACAAAUCAAAAUUGCCAGCGCCAUGGAGGGGUCAGCAGAGCGCCAAAUCACCAUCACUGGAAGCCCAGCAAACAUCAGCCUCGCUCAGUACCUCAUUAACGCCAGGCUGACGUCUGAGGUUACUGGGAUGGGCACUCUGUAAUUUCCUCAUAUUUUGACCCUUCUGGCUACUGCCAAUGAUUACCCUCAAGAAUUUGGACUCUGACUGCAGACCAGGAUUUGCCAA